CAUUCCAGCAUAUUCAGGACAUUGUGGUCAGUCUCCUCAGGACCAUCAACCGUACGGUCAUUACCAUGGGUCGUGAGCAUGCCCUGAUCUCCAGGGUGGUGGCCUGUAUGACGGCCACUCUGAGUCAGAUGGAUGACAGACACUAUUCCCGCUACCUAGAGACCUUCUCAGGCACCACCGACCUCGUGGACUUCCUGAUGGAGACGUUCCUACUGUUCAAGGAACUGAUUGGGAAGCACGUCUAUCCCUCGGACUGGAUGGCCAUGAUCAUGGUGCAGAACAGGGUGUUCCUCAGAGCCAUCAACACCUACGCUGACACCAUGAACCUCAAAUUCCUCAACAACAAUGACUUUGAAGUGCAGUUGUGGAAUAAUUACUUCCAUUUGGCUGUGGCAUUCAUUACCCAAGAGUCAUUGCAACUGCAGCACUUCUCUCCAACCAAGAGGAACAAGAUCCUGGCAAAGUAUGGAGACAUGAGGAGACUCAUCGGUUUUGCCACACGGGACAUGUGGUACAAACUGGGUGGGAAUAAGAUCUGUUUUAUCCCUGGGAUGGUGGGUCCUAUCCUGGAGAUGACUCUGAUUCCUGAGGAAGAGCUGAGACGAGCCACCAUCCCCAUCUUCUUCGACAUGAUGCAGUGUGAACACAAACUCUCCACGCACUUCCAAAAGUUUGAAAAUGAGAUCAUUCUGAAGCUGGAUCAUGAGGUGGAGGGAGGAGGAGGAGAUGAGAGAUACAUGGAGCUACUGGAAACCAUACUGUUGGAGUGUGUUGUGGAGCAUCCCUUGUUAAGGCCAGAGGUCGAGCACUUCGUUGACUUGGUGAAGGGACUCCUGGUGCGUCUCCUUGACUACCGCACGGUGAUGAGCGACGACAGCCGCAACAACCGCAUGAGCUGCACUGUCAAUCUCCUGAAUUUCUACAAGGACAUCAACCGUGAAGGGAUGUACAUCAGAUACCUCUACAAGCUGAGAGACCUUCACAUGGCUGUGGAAAACUACACAGAGGCUGCAUACACCCUGUUGCUUCACUCUCGCCUGCUCAAGUGGUCAGAGGACCAGUGCAGUCCCCAGUUUGAGCUGCGUAGCUGUCAGACCCAGCGCCAGCAGAAGGAGAAUCUCUAUGAAACCAUCAUCGGGUACUUCGACAAGGGCAAGAUGUGGGAGGAAGCUAUAACUCUGUGUAAGGAGCUGGCUGACCAGUACGAGAUGGAAGUGUUUGAAUACGAGCUGCUCAGCCAGAGUCUGAAGCAGCAGGCUAGGUUCUAUGAGAACAUUAUGACGAUCCUGAGGCCCAAGCCAGACUACUUUGCUGUGGGCUACUACGGACAGGGUUACCCUCCCUUCCUCAGGAACAAGGUGUUUAUUCACCGGGGGAAGGAGUACGAGCGUAGAGAAGACUUCCAGAACCAGUUGAUGAGCCAGUUCCCCAGCGCUGUCCGUCUCAAUAUCACCACCAUGCCUGGAGACGACGUCAGACUCUCCCCUUUGCAGUACAUCCAGUGUUUCACUGUUCAGCCUGUCCUGGAGAUCCCAUCUCGCUUGAAGAGCAAACCUGUCCCUGACCAGAUCAUCAACUUCUACAAGUCCAACUACGUGCAGCGUUUCCACUACUCCAGACCAGUGAGGAAAGGCCCAGUGGAUCCCAGCAAUGAGUUUGUUUCCAUGUGGAUUGAGCGCACCACGUUCACCACAGUGUAUAAACUCCCUGGGAUCCUGCGCUGGUUUGAGGCCACAGACAUGAAACAUACCACCAUCAGUCCUCUGGAGAAUGCCAUAGAGACCAUGCAGAGCACCAAUGACAAGAUCCUCACCCUAAUCAACCAAUACCAGGCCGACGACGCCCUUCCCAUCAACCCUCUCUCCAUGCUGCUCAACGGCAUUGUGGACCCUGCCGUCAUGGGGGGCUUCGCCAAGUACGAGAAGGCUUUCUUCACUGAGGAGUACAACUUGCAACACCCAGAGGACCGAGAAAAGCUGGAUAGUCUCAAAGACCUCAUCGCAUGGCAGAUCCCGUUGCUGGGUGGGGGAAUCUCUCUACAUGGGAAGAGAGUGACAGACGACCUACGACCUUUCCACGAGCGCAUGGAGGAGUGCUUCAAGCAUAUGAGGAAGAAGGUGGAGAAGGAGUACGGAGUGAGGGAGCUGCCGGAUAUGGAUGGGAGGAAGUCAAGUCGCCCGCGCUCUGUCCUUCGCUCCUUCCGUCAGUCCGUCAUCUCCAUCUCUUCCCUCCAGGGGUCUGAGUGUGGGACCCCCACCAAACCUUAUCCAGACGGUGGUCUCCCUGACAUGGCGGCCCCCCAGACCCCCACCCUGCAGCGCUCCAGUGGGAGUGUGAGCAUGGGGGAUGAGGGAGGGGCAGAGGGGGAGGUUAAACUCAGGAACUCCAAGAGGAGAAGGAAAAGGAGCAGCAUGAUCUUCAUCCCAGAGGAGAGAGACAGGACCAACACUCUGGACAGCAAAUGGCUGUCCAAGAAGCAGGAGUUCCGCAGUGACACCAACUUGUCUGAACCUGGCGCUCAAGAAAAUGUCUUUCUCACCAACGCCAACUCCAGAUCUCUGCCUGCUAUUACAGGUCAGUCUCUGUCUGUGGCCAAUGGUAGUGAGGAGGCGGAGUCAUCCCGGUUCAGAAGGGACAGUAAGAGUAUGUCUGUGUGUCUUCCUGGAGACCGCACUGCUGACAGACGCUCCAAAGGGGUCAUCAACCUGCUCUUCGGGACCAAGAGCAACAAGUCUGAGCAACAGAGCAACAAGUCUGAGCAACAGAGCAACAAGUCGUCUACUGAUCCAAGCAACAGGAAAGCCAGUCAUUUCUAACAGCCAUCCAUCACACAUGAUGUACCCUCAGUGCCUUUUAACCUGCUCUGCUUUGAAUUCCAGUUACCACCAGGGGCUAUUGCCUUGCUGGAAACUCCUCUUUGGAAAGAGCUAUCUGAUCUGUUCUUUUCUUUAUCAGGUUUUAAAGACUUGUUUGCACUCACACAUGCACACAGGCACACACACACAAUGAGAGAGAGGUGGAGGGAAAGGGAGAGAGAGACUGACAGAUUCUCUGAAGAAAUUCAUGCUUUUAAACUUCUGCGCUCAUAUUAUUUUAUAAUAAUUUCAAUAGAGAACAUUUUUUAUUAACUGUCCUUCUUAAAUAAUGGUGUUUGCAAGCAUUCCAUUUAAUUCAAUUGAUGAAUUAAUAAGUAAAGAGAUAUCUGACUCAAUUUCUCCCCAAUGUUUGACAGAGUUGUUUUUUCAAAUGUUAUUAACAAUGUAGCCCUUUCCUGCAUUCAAUGACCGAAAGCACCCUCUUUGGUCUCAUGAGUGGAAUGUUAUUCAUAUUUUUCAUAAUGUC
Molecule: messenger RNA, 3342 nt
Organism: Salvelinus namaycush (lake trout)
Lineage: Eukaryota; Metazoa; Chordata; Actinopteri; Salmoniformes; Salmonidae
Gene: dock2
Product: dedicator of cytokinesis 2
Exons: 26
Coding region: 66-2816 (916 amino acids)
Biological process (GO): cell migration; small GTPase-mediated signal transduction
Cellular component (GO): plasma membrane; cytoplasm
Molecular function (GO): small GTPase binding; guanyl-nucleotide exchange factor activity
Source: RefSeq, a predicted model, not a curated record